GCAGAGAUCGCACCGGAGCGCCGGAGCCCUCCCAGCCCGAGUGCGCGCCCGGCUGCUCCGUGCACCUGCCACGGGCCCCGCGCGGGUCUGAGCUGCGGGCUGGCGGCGCGCACAGGUGGCGGCGAUUGGGCAGGCGGGGCCGGGAGGGUGACGUCACGGGCUCCGGUCCCGGCGGCAGAAAUAGGGCAGCCGCCGCGGCGGUGCUACAGCAGCGGGCAGCGGCGGCUCAGAGAGCUGGAGCCGCGACAGCCCUCCAGCGCGCCGAGGACCCGCUGACAGCCAGGGAGACCGACCGAAGGACACGGGGUCGGGUCGCCGCUGCCACCACGGGGCGCUCCCUCCUGCCCGCCGAGUCCGGCCACCUGGUCUUCCUCUCGGCCCCGGCCGCCUCAGACUCAACAAAAUGAGACCAGGAGGCUUUUGGCUGCAUCUCACGCUGCUUGGAGCCUCCCUGCCUGCUGCGCUAGGAUGGAUGAACCCGGGAGCCAGCGGAGGAUGGAACGUGGGUGUGGGAGAGUCCCCGGCAGAGGAAUCCAGAAGCCUUGACGUCAGAAGAAGAGAAGGACUUUCCAGCCAUGACGAGCUGCCGGCCUCCUGUGGGAAGAAGUUGUGUGGCCGCGGGAGCAGGUGUAUGCUCAACAGAGAGACAGGGGAGCCCGAGUGCCGAUGCCUGGAGGCCUGCCGGCCCAGCUACGUGCCUGUGUGUGGCUCAGACGGGAGGGUUUACGAAAACCACUGUGAGCUCCACCGUGCUGCCUGCCUGCUGGGGAAGAAGAUCGUCAUGGUCCGCAACAAGGACUGCUUCCUUAAAGGUGACCCGUGCACCAUGGCCGACUACGCCCGCCUGAAGAAGGUCCUUCUGGCACUGCAGAGCCACUUGCAGCCACUCCAUGAAGGGGACAGCAGACAAGACCCCGCCUCCCAGAAGCGCCUCCUGGUGGAAUCUCUGUUCAAGGACUUCGAUGCAGAUGGAGACGGCCACCUCAGCAGCUCUGAGCUGGCCCAGCACAUGCUGAAGGAGCAGGACCUGGAAGAGGACUUCCUGGGCUGCUCGCCGGGUGACCUCCUCCGAUUUGAUGACUACAACAAAGACGGCCUCCUGACCCUUCAUGAGUUCUACACAGCCUUCCAGGUGGUACAGCUCAGCCUCGCCCCCGAGGAGCGGGUCAGUGUGGCCACAGUGACCGUGGGACUGAGCACGGUGCUGACCUGCGCCAUCCGCGGAGACCUGCGGCCGCCCAUCGUCUGGAAGCGCAACGGGCUGGCCCUAAACUUCCUGGAUUUGGAAGACAUCAAUGACUUCGGAGAGGACGACUCCCUCUACAUCACCAAGGUGACCACCAUCCACAUGGGCAAUUACACCUGCCACGCCUCCGGCCACGAGCAGCUGUUCCAGACCCACGUCCUGCAGGUGAAUGUGCCACCCGUCAUCCGCGUCUAUCCAGAGACCCAGGCACAGGAGCCGGGGGUGGCAGCAAGCCUGAGAUGUCACGCAGAGGGCAUUCCUAUGCCCAGAAUCACUUGGCUAAAAAACGGCAUGGAAGUCUCAACCCAGAUGUCAAAACAGCUCUCCCUUUUAGCCAAUGGGAGCGAGCUCCACAUCGGCAGUGUUCGGUAUGAAGACACGGGGGCAUAUACCUGCAUUGCCAAAAAUGAAGUGGGUGUGGAUGAAGAUAUUUCCUCCCUCUUCAUUGAAGACUCAGCUAGAAAGACCCUUGCGAACAUUCUAUGGCGAGAAGAAGGCCUCAGUGUGGGAAACAUGUUUUACGUCUUCUCCGACGAUGGCAUAAUCGUCCUGCACCCGGUGGACUGUGAGAUCCAGAGGCACCUCAAGCCCACGGAGAAGAUCUUCAUGAGCUACGAAGAAAUAUGUCCUCAAAAGAACGGGGACGCCACCCAGCCCUGCCAGUGGGCAUCAGGAGUGAACGUCAGGCACCGCUACAUCUACGUGGCCCAGCCGACACUGAGCAGAGUCCUCGUGGUCGACGUGCAGGCUCAGAAAGUCCUUCAGUCCAUAGGUGUCGAUCCUCUGCCGGCUAAGCUGUCCUAUGACAAAUCACAUGACCAAGUGUGGGUCCUGAGCUGGGGGAACGUGCACAAGUCUCAACCAAGCCUCCAGGUGAUCACAGAGGCCAGCACUGGCCAGGGCCAGCGCCUCAUCCGCACACCCUUUGCCGGAGUGGACGACUUCUUCAUUCCCCCAACAAACCUCAUCAUCAACCAUAUCAGGUUCGGCUUCAUCUUCAACAAGUCUGACCCUGCCAUCCACAAAGUCGACCUGGAAACGCUGAUGCCCCUCAAGACCAUCAAGCUGCAGAGCCACGGCUGCCUGCCGCAGGCCAUGGCCCACACCCACCUGGGCGGCUACUUCUUCAUCCAGUGCCGGCAGGACAGCUCUUCUGAAGCCUCUCCACAGCUGCUGAUCGACAGCGUCACAGACGCGGUGGUCGGACCCAACGGCCAGGUCACUGGCACCCCGCACACAUCCCCAGAUGGGCGCUUUGUAGUCAGCGCCGCCCCGGGCAGCCCCCAGCUGCACGUUCAGGAGAUCUCACUGCGGGGGGAGAUCCGGACCCUCUACAACCUGAAAGUGAGCCCGGGUGUCUCGGAUGUAGCCUUCCAGCGCUCCUUCACACAGGGAGACCAGUACCAUGUCUACGCCACCCUCGAGACAGAGCCAGACCUGCUGUUUCUGGAGCUGUCCACGGGCAAGAUGGGUGUGCUAAAGGGCCUGAAGGAGCCCGCGACCGCAGGGCCAGCCCGGGCCUGGGCAGGGCCCCGCAGGAUCGUGAGGGACAGCGGGCUGUUCGGGCAGCACCUCCUCACGCCCGCCCGGGAGUCGCUGUUCCUCAUCAACGGGAGACAGAACGCACUACGGUGCGAGGUGGCGGGCGUAAAGGGGGGGACCACGGUGGUGUGGGUGGGCGAGGUAUGAAGCAGUCCCGAGCAGGCACCCUGUACAUUUUUACAGACAAAAGCAAAAAACCUGUAUUCGCUUUGUGGUUCAACACUGGUCUCCUUGCAAGUUUCCUAGUAUAAGGUAUGCGCUGCUAACGAGAUCGGGUGGGUUUUAGGAUGUAGGAUUUCUGCCUUGAGCUGCGAUGAGAACCUGCUGCCGUGUAAAGGAAUCAUCGUGCGCCCAGCCACGCGACACGUUACCUGGGCCGCCCUGGAACCAGGAGCUCCAGCUUUCCAGGCGGAUGCUUCUGUCAGUUGCCUUUGCAUCCUCAUUCUUUAACACCGAGUCCAUCCAGACUUCACCCUGCUGGAUGGCCUGAAGCCGGGGGCUCCCAGGAGCGGGGCCCUCCCUCCUGGCCUGAGAGCUCUGGACCUCAUUUUCUCCUUUGCAGCUGCUUCUCGCUUUUCUUUCCAUUUGACUUGUUGUAAGCCUGAGGGAGAGCCAACAAGACUUAUUGCAUCUUGGGGAUGGGGAAAUCACUCACUUUAUUUUGGAAAUUUUGAUUAAAAACUAAUUUUUUAUAAUCUCAAAUGCUAGUAAGCAGAAAGAUGCUCUCCCAGGUCCAGCUGUAUUCUUCCCUGCCUUAGGCCAUGUCUCUGAGAGACACUACCCCACAUCCGACAGCCAGAAAGAAGACAGUGGCCAUCAAGGGGACUGGGGUCCUCUACAUCACUGACACCCCCAAGUGCAGAUCAGACCACCACAUUGGUAAAGGCUCCUUUUUCUGGGUUGGGACCCCAAGAGACCAAGACAAACCCUGUGUGCCUGCUUAUCACCACUCAAGGGGGACAUGUAUUAGCCUGUCCAGUACCCCAGAUUCAGGGCUGACCAAGCUUGCCUGGAAACAUGCCUGCAGAACAGUGGCCUCCAGGCUCAAUGCAGAAACCAUGCCCUCCUCCAAGGAUUCAAGUGGGGUUCCUUAGGCUAUCCUUUUAAAACCCCACUCUCUUCUGGCCUGUGGCCCUCGCACUCAGCUCGCACCCAAGUCCCUGCAUCCACGAAGCACAGACAGCACAUUUCAGUGUUCCUUACACAUGGGUCCCCAUCUCCCCAGGAACACACAAGGAUGUGGGAGGCCACUGCCAGUACUCCCAAAUGUGGUGGGCUCUCCAGGGCAAUCAAAGAAGUACAACCCAACAGAUCCCAUAUCGGAGAAUCUCAGCAAGGAAGAGGCUCCCUUGGGCUCUCUAAACACCCUUCUCAUGCACAUCGGCAGGUUUGAAUGGUCAUUUUUCAAGCCACCUGAAAUAGGAAGGGGUGUGGUCCCAUCACAGAAACAUCAGUUUAGAUGCCUUCUCCUGUCAACGUGGCCAUGAUUUUCCUGAGCUGCUGAGAAAUGGCCUCUUUCAGAGAAAGAGAGACAUAGACUCUGUCUCACUAGAAAUACAGCAUCUCAGUCCCACCUAACUGCCCAAUCCACCUGCCCCCUCACAGAGCUCCUGGUAUCAGCCAGUCCUCUGGUAUGUCUCAUGCAUCUUAGUCCACCAUACUCUUGUCCCCAAAAACUCCCGGGAGUGUGCCUAGACAUAUACAUUCACAGAUUUUUGUAAGAUAAAAUAUGUAGAUAUUUGAGGAAACUGACCUCAAAACCUAAUUAUUUAGUUUUACAAUAACUGGGAUGGAUGGAAAACACAUCUCACCUUUUUUUUUUUACUAUUAUUCCUGCCUCAAUCUCUUGACACAUUUGCUUGCACAUCUGUCACUGAAAUUUCCCAACUUUCAUAAGCUUCUUCCUUUGGGAAGACCUUCUGAAUUAUGGCAGCCCCUGGAAGAAAAAGAAAGUGUCUGAGUCUACAUGAAGAAGAACCUACCAACUGCCAGGCCAGAACAUCAGCCCCUCUGUGUUACAGGAUUCCUGAGUAAGAGACUAGUCCAGCUGCAACUGGCUUCUGUCACUGGGAGUGACUUCAGCGGCACCUGUUCCUUUUCCACUAUUCAUUCCACUUUCAAGUGUGGAAAGCUUAUCAGCCUCUCAUUGUCAUCACUGUGUAGUUACAAAGCUGGAGACAGCCAGUUUAGGUCUUGCUGCCAGCAUUUCAGAUACAAUUAAAUAGGAGAAGGGAAUCACAGCCCUGAAAAUUGUGAAAUUUGCAAAUUCAUAAAGGCAGGAAAGUCCAUGUUUUUUCAGCAGUGCAGCCAACUGAAAGGCUGGCCUGGACUCCACCUGCCUCUUCCUCCCAUACUUCAGCCCCAGCGGAAUUUCAUGGAACGCAGUCUGAAAGCCACUGGGAUAUGAAGUCAUCACAACAUCCAAGAUCCUUCUUAUGAACACGAAUCAUCAGCUAUCUACUAAUACUUAUAUUAAAGGAAUAUUUGUUUUACCAAAAGAGUCACCCCAAAAGUCACUCACGUAAUAAACUAUUUCAAAAUUACUGGAUUUUGAAAUAAAAUUCAUUGCAGAAAAAUUCAACGUAGAUAUUUUUUUUCAGACUAAGAAACACAAAUAAACCUAUAGUGACGUUAAGGAUUUGAAAUAAUAUCCUCAUUCUCCUUCUGCCCAAGUGAGCAGGACCCUACAUGGAGGUAUUGGGUCCAAAAGCCCACCCAGCCAUUCACAGACUGAGAGUUGGAAGAGGGAUUUGUCUGUCCUAGAAGCCUGCAUGGACUUCUGCACAAGGAAGGUUGGGUGUGAAUCACCCAAUGCCAUCAUCCCAUCCCCACAACACUGAACCAGCAAGUCCUGCCUGGGGCUGGCCCAGGCUCCCUUCUUAAGUAUUCAUUCAAGUCAUUCCAAGAUCCUACUAUUUUCCCCAAGCCUGCAGAGGUAGCUGGAAGAGCCCUGUAAAGUCUAGGCAGAGGCCACACUCAUACCAAGCUUCAGAUUCUAUGACCUAGAGACGGCAGCACAGGAGACAGAAACUCAGUCCCUGCGAUUCCUACCCCAAUCUCAGCCUCCCAGCUCCAGGUUAGUGUCCUGGAGGACAGCUCUCAAGCCCAGAUAAAGCCGAGAACCACCUGCCACCCUAGGGAAUUGUAACAGCUGAGUCUUCACAGAGGAAAGCUGCCUGAAGCUGGCUUCGUGUGGCCCCACUUCUUUUCUGUUGACCAAAUAACCUGUGAACUAGUGGAGAUUUCAGAACUGAGUUGUGAAACAGAUUCACGAUGGAUAUAUUUUUCUACAAGGGGCUUAAAAAGUAAUCCGAUUCAUUUCCACAGCGUGUUCCAUUCAAAUACCAUGGAUGCUGCACCCUCUUCGUUAUCGCAUUGCACAGCUCACUCCCCUAUCCUUCUCUUCAAAAGCCAGCCUCCAGGAGCACUGAUACUGCUCCCAACUCUCUCCUACACAUCCACCAAUCUACCUCACAUCCUCCUCUUCCUCGCACCCAGAACCCCCCGGAAUGUGCACUCCAAACCAAGACACCAGAUGGGCAAAGUAGGAUGACAAUGAUGCUGACAUGAAGUCCUUUGCCAUCUCUCCCCACCCAGGACCCCAGAUCCCACUCCAAGUGCAAUCAGAACCCAUGGGGACACAGCUUCUUGCUGCUCAAAUCACACCCCCAAGCCCUAGCUCACAGCCCUUUGGAGUUUGAUGAGCAAGACUAGAGAGAACUCAGAACUGUCAAAGAAGUCCAUUAUGAUCAGACAGAAACUGCAGGACAGGAAUGGAGACCAUGCCAUCUCAGCCAAGCCCUGAAGGGCUGAGCUGCAUCCCUCCAUCCUCACCUGUGCUCUGCCUUUCCCGCUUCCUUCCUAUGCCUGGAGACUCCUGCUCAUGAACCACUCCCACAAUUCAAGGGCCAACUCACCACCUAAUCACCACACCAGCUCCCCCAGGGGUCUUUGCAUGCUGCUUCCUGGCUUUGGGGUACAAGUGAAAAGUCAUUCAUCGGGCCCAAUCCUAUACUAUUUGCUCCCAGAUUGGCACACAGCCAAAGCAGUUUUGUUCAAGAAAGUCAUUAGCUGCCUUGAUUGCUCUCCAAAAUCAUAGAGAUCAUAUAGAACAGAGGGGCUUAAAAGAAUCAAGGGGGAAAUACAUAGUAUUUAUCCUCAAGGUGCGACUACAAGACCCCAGAUACCAGGUGGAAUGCAACCAACUUCCUUUAGUCUACACCAGGUUACCUGCCGAGCCACUUGAGGAUUUGAGUGUCUUAUCUGGACCUUCAUGAUUUAGGCACCAGCCACCCAGCAGACACUGGGAGCCCAGUAAUAGUGGUCUCCUGUGAGCAGUACUGGGAAUUUAACCAAACACAAUGUGUGAAAUUAUGGAAGAUAGAGAAGAGCAGGGACUGACCUUCAAAAUUCACAGCAAGGCUUCAUUAGCCAGCACAAGAGUAUUGAGCAUGUGCUUGGUUUUUGCACAAAACCACACUUCACACACCCCUCUUCCCAAGCUCACCCCUGUGGUCCCAGGGAGCAGGCCAUGCCCUAAAGGGCUGUAGAGGGCUCAGCCUACAUGCCAUGAAAAUAACUUGACUCACCUCUACUCCCACCUGGUGACAUGUGGCUCUCUACCUGUCACCAAGGCAGGAUCAGACAGUGCUGCCCCCUGGGGGCACCUUCUUCUAGAGUAUUUCUGAGGAAUGGCAACCAUGAAAAAUUGGCUGGAGAUGGGGCCCGAGAUAUUUCCUAACUCUAAACCUUCAUCUGCUGCCCAGUAUAAUAUCUGCCAUAGCUUUAAUAGUUGUUGGUCCCUGGCUCCUUCAGCUGCUUCAGAGAGGUGAGGGAUGGCAGUCUGCAAGCCCCCCUGCACCCCAGACCCACAGCACAGCCUUCUGUGGUACCCCCAGCCCACACCCUGACUGCCUGCCACUGGCCAGGCCCCUUCUCGUUCCUUGACCCUUCAUACACCACCCCUCUCCCCGUCUGCUCGUGCUUCCUGAAGGCCUGUGAGAUGAUCUAAAAGCAGACUAGGCAUGGAAUUUUGCUGCAGUGUCACACACGCUGUGUUCAUGCUGUAGUCCAGUGAACGACCCUCACAAUAUGAAGUCACACACACACGCUCCGCUUGUCCCGUUAGGAUUCUCCUCCCGCCCCACCUCAGAAAACUUCCAGAUCUCUCAUGUCGAGGCAGAUUACAUUAUUUUGAGCAGUUGUGUAGACUCCAAAAUAUAUUUUCUGUAAUCACUGGUAUUUCUCAAAGGUCUCCUGUAAUUACUAUACAUGUGAAUUUUUCCUUAUUUAUAAAAUAUAUAUAAAUUAUUUUUAAUACAUCAACUUUAGUAGAAAUUUGUACCAACACAGUAACUGUAUGUGGCAUUGGAAAUAAGUUUGUGUUUACGUUAACGUAUUGCACAGUAUUGGACACGCCGUGUAUUUGCAGUACCACUUGAUAGAAAGAUGUUUCACAGAUUAUCAUAAAGUAUUGUCAUUGUAAAUGCUCUUUUUCUGAGGAUUUUACAAUAAAACUUGAAAAAAGUUA
This is a messenger RNA of Bubalus bubalis (water buffalo), 8318 nucleotides long. It is a transcript of the gene FSTL4, whose product is annotated as follistatin like 4. Gene Ontology annotation, biological process: regulation of BMP signaling pathway; cell differentiation; multicellular organism development. The record is from RefSeq and is a predicted model, not a curated record. NCBI's taxonomy places the organism in Eukaryota, Metazoa, Chordata, Mammalia, Artiodactyla, Bovidae. Bases 404 to 2935 code for a protein of 843 amino acids. Gene Ontology annotation, molecular function: calcium ion binding; protein binding. The transcript is spliced from 16 exons.